AGACUCAGCUUUAGUUUACUUUCAAACGCUGUCGAGAACGAGACGAAAAUGCGAAUUAAAUACGUGAUGAUUUUAAAGUUUUUGUUACUUUUCGUGGUUGUGACGGCAAAAAGCAAUUCUAAUAAUAUAGAUUAUGAAAUUGUUAAAGUGAGUAAUCAAUGCGAUGGUUUUUGUUUCAAAAUGCUGAUGCCUAUUCUGGAGAACAUUGCGGAAAUAAAGACUAAACUUGCCAACUAUGAAAAUCUGCUCCAAUCUAAGGAUGAGCAGAUUUUAGAAUUGCAGAAUCAGCUGGAGCAAAAGACAUGUCCUGAAAACAACGUCGAAAAAUCAGCUGCAUUACUUCCAGCAAAUGAGGCUGCUAAUCAGACGAAAGAAUUGGUUAUACAAGAGUUGCCAACAAAUUGUCUUCUCUAUGAGAACUCAACUGGUAUUAAUGAUGUAGAGGUGCCCAAUGUUGGCAGACUUAAGGUGCUAUGCGAUGAAGGUGGUUGGACAGUGGUUCAGAGACGAUUCAAUGGUAGUGAAAAUUUUUAUAGGAACUGGUCUGAUUAUCGCAAUGGGUUUGGUAAGCUGCAGGGAGAGUUCUUCAUUGGAUUGGAGGCAUUGCAUCAGAUGACAAUGUCAGAGCGCUUUGAGUUGCGCAUUGAGCUUAUGGAUUUCCAUAAUCACGUUCGCUAUGCUCACUAUGAUAAUUUUAUCAUAGGCAGCGAUGAAGAUGAUUAUAGACUGAAGUCUCUGGGAUCCUAUUCGGGCAAUGCUGGAGAUGCGUUACGAUAUAAUCUUCGAGAUAAAUUCACAACUUUCGACUGGGAUAACGAUAAGUGGUCGUAUGGAAACUGUGCGAAAUACUACUCAAGUGGCGGAUGGUUCAAUUUAUAUGCCAAUAGUAAUCUUUUUGGCAAAUACUUUAACGAGCAAGUGGUAAAUAUGGAAGGCAUCUGGUGGUACAACUGGAAGGGCUACAACUCUUUAAGCUCCGUCAAAAUGAUGAUUCGCCCAAGAGAGUCCGAGAUUUAAGUUCAGACUCCAAUUUGUUUACAUAAGUCAUUAUAUUUUAUUAUUAUAUUUUGCAGCUGUUAACACAUAGUAUAUAUGUAUACAAAGCCAAGAUAUGUUAUGAUAUUUGGUUUUGCUGCUUGUAAAUUUUGUGUAACACAUGUAAUAAUUUAUUAAUUAACUUAUUCACAUGGAACACAGUUUUGUUUGCCUGCCUUACACUAAAGUGAUAAAGCGUAAUAUUGAAAACUUAUUGAAAUUAAGGAGUCAGAGAUGCUAUAGCUGAAGUAAUUAUAAGAUUUGAACAAGUUGUUAUUAUAUAAAAAUUAGUGAUAGUAAAACUUUAUAGUUAUCGGAGUUAAAGAAAAUAAUUCUUUAGAUACACAUAUUAUAAUCGUUAAACUCAGGUAACGUCAGUCACAAAUUUCAGCUUGUGACUCUCCAACAUUUUGAUUAACAGCAAUAACACCAGGAGUCUAAAGUUGAAAAAACUUUGAAGCAAGCUCAAGAUUAAACAAGAACAACCAGCGGCAAUUGCUUUUUCCUCUAUUGAAUUUUGAAUAUUGUGUUAUUCGCAAGUAUUGUAAUAAAAUCAUAACAUGUUUUGUCAGCCCGUAAAUCUGUUUGAAGCAUUACAUUAAUGAAAAUCUGAUAAUACAACUGGAAACAAACAAAGG
Molecule: messenger RNA, 1673 nt
Organism: Drosophila albomicans
Lineage: Eukaryota; Metazoa; Arthropoda; Insecta; Diptera; Drosophilidae
Product: microfibril-associated glycoprotein 4-like
Exons: 4
Coding region: 49-1017 (322 amino acids)
Source: RefSeq, a predicted model, not a curated record